Messenger RNA from Phymastichus coffea, 4369 nucleotides. Its product is annotated as glutamate receptor ionotropic, kainate 2-like. Bases 423 to 3368 code for a protein of 981 amino acids. NCBI's taxonomy places the organism in Eukaryota, Metazoa, Arthropoda, Insecta, Hymenoptera, Eulophidae. Gene Ontology annotation, cellular component: postsynaptic membrane; plasma membrane. Gene Ontology annotation, biological process: monoatomic ion transport. The transcript is spliced from 20 exons. The record is from RefSeq and is a predicted model, not a curated record. Gene Ontology annotation, molecular function: glutamate-gated receptor activity.
CAGCACGUGGAAAAUCGGGUGGCGCGCCGCUCGCGUUGCGCAGCCCGGCGGCUAGUCGCACGCUGGCCGCUGCCACGGGAGGUCUGCCGUUGCUGCCACCGCUGCUCUGCCAACGUCUCUGCCGCUCCGUCGCGCGUUCGCUUCUUCAUCCCCCUUAUAUCGCAUCCAAUCUCUCUCUCUCUCUCUCUCUCUCUCUCUCUCUCUCUCUCCUCUAUCUAUCUCCUUCUCUCUAUGUCUCUAUCUCCCGAGGCAGCAUUCAAAGGUUAUGUCACAACCGACUAUCGCCGACGACCUAGCCGCUAAAUUCAAACACGCACAGACAAGCCGAGCGUACCUGAUUGAUGUUGCUACAGCGAGCGUAGCGUAAAGCGGCCUAGAGAGUUGGCGGUGUGGGGGUCGCACUUCCAUAGUCGAGAUGAGCUAUGAAGGGGAAGCAGCCGGGCUUACUUCUCGCCGUAGUGCUGCUGCUGCUACCGCUACUCCAGCUGACCAGCGGCCCAGUUCACGCUCUACCUCCGCUCAUCAAAAUUGGUGCGAUUUUCACUCUUGACCAAGCAAACAGCAGCACCGAGGUGGCGUUCAAGUACGCCGUGCACAAGAUCAACAAAGACAGGCUCAUACUGCCGGACACAACGCUAGUCUACGACAUCCAAUACGUGCCUAAGGACGACUCGUUUCACGCGUCCAAGAAAGCCUGCCAGCAGGUGAAAUUCGGCGUACAAGCAAUCUUCGGUCCGUCAGAUCCGAUCCUCGGUCAGCACAUCCAUAGCAUAUGCGACGCGUUGGACAUACCGCACCUGGAGGCCAGGCUGGACCUGGACUCCGAGGCCAAGGAAUUCAGUAUCAAUCUGCACCCAGCACAAAGUCUCCUCAACAACGCUUAUCAAGACGUCAUGGCCUACCUCAACUGGACGCGCGUGGCCAUUGUCUACGAAGACGAUUACGGUUUAGUGAAGCUACGGGAGUUGGUGAGGUCACGGAGAUCGCAGGACAUGGAAAUCUAUCUGCGACAGGUAGAUCUCGAAUCUUACAGGCAGGUCCUGAGCGAGAUCAAAGCCAAGGAAAUUCGCAAUCUCAUCGUCGACACCAAGCCCGGAAAUAUGCAUCAUUUCUUGCGCAUGAUAUUGCAGCUGCAAAUGAACGACUACAACUAUCACUACCUCUUCACUACUUUCGAUAUCGAAACGUUCGAUCUGGAGGACUUCAAGUACAACUUUGUCAACAUCACUGCCUUCCGACUGGUGGACGCCGACGAUGCCGAGGUGCGCGGCGUCCUCAGGGACAUGGAGAAGUUUCACGCGCAAGGCAAUAGCCUGCUCAACAAGUCGCGAAUUAUACAGUCGACAAAUUUUGUCGUUCACGCUCAAUCGGACAUAAAUAAUGGAAUCAUAAAAGUAGUACAGAGAGCAGAGACAAAGCUGCAGGCAGAAGCAGCGCUGAUAUACGAUAGUGUGCAGGUGUUCGCGGUAGGACUGCGUACCCUGGAGCAGUCGCACGCACUUAGGCCGAUGAACAUCUCGUGUGAAUUGGAACAUCCGUGGGACGGUGGACUCUCACUCAUCAACUACAUCAACACGGUGGACAGAAAAGGGAUUUCCGGGCCCAUAGGUUUCAAAGAGGGCCGCCGGAUACAAUUCAAGCUGGACUUGCUCAAGCUUAGGCAGCAGUCGCUGGUCAAAGUAGGCGAGUGGAGGCCAGGUUCAGGAGUCAACAUCACGGACAAGUCGGCAUUCUUCGAGCCCGGCGCCACCAACGUCACCCUCGUGGUCAUCACCAUUCUCGAAACCCCAUACGUGAUGCUACGGAGCAAAGGCAACUUUAGUGGAAAUGAUCGCUACGAGGGCUUUUGCAUCGACCUGCUCAAGGAAAUAGCGCACAUGGUCGGCUUUGCUUAUAGUAUCGAGCUUGUUCCGGAUGGCAAGUACGGCGUCUACGACUACGAGACGGGCGAGUGGAAUGGCAUCGUCAGGCAGCUCAUGGACAAGAAAGCAGAUCUAGCCGUAGGCUCAAUGACGAUCAACUACGCACGCGAGAGCGUGAUAGACUUCACCAAGCCGUUCAUGAACCUCGGUAUCUCGAUCCUCUUCAAGGUGCCGACGAGUCAUCCCGCGCGCCUCUUCUCCUUCAUGAAUCCGCUGGCGAUAGAAAUCUGGCUGUACGUGUUAGCCGCCUACAUCCUCGUCUCGGUGACGAUGUUCGUGGUGGCGCGUUUCUCGCCCUACGAAUGGAACAAUCCGCACCCGUGUCACUCGCAAAACUCGGAUAUCGUGGAGAAUCAAUUCUCCCUGGCCAACAGCUUCUGGUUCACCAUUGGUACGCUCAUGCAGCAGGGCAGCGACCUCAAUCCCAAGGCUACGAGCACGAGGAUCGUCAGCGGGGUCUGGUGGUUUUUCACGCUCAUCAUCAUCUCCUCGUACACGGCCAAUCUCGCGGCUUUCCUCACCGUCGAGCGCAUGAUCACGCCUAUCGAGAAUGCCGAGGAUCUUGCCAGUCAGACUGACAUCUCGUACGGGACGCUCGAGAGUGGCAGUACCAUGACAUUUUUUCGGGAUUCGAUGAUCGAGACUUACAAAAAGAUGUGGCGAUUCAUGGAAAAUAAAAAGCCAUCCGUGUUCGUUCCGACGUAUGAAGAAGGAAUCAAGCGAGUUCUUCAAGGUAAUUAUGCGUUUCUCAUGGAAUCGACGAUGCUCGACUACAUCGUUCAAAGGGACUGCAAUCUCACACAAAUUGGUGGCCAACUAGAUAGCAAAGGUUAUGGAAUAGCAACGCCAAUGGGCUCGCCGUGGAGAGACAAAAUCUCGCUGGCAAUUCUCGAGCUGCAGGAAAAAGGCGAGAUACAAAUUUUAUAUGACAAAUGGUGGAAGAGUCCGAGCGUUACUUGUAUGAGGAACGACAAAGACAAAGGGAGCAAGGCCAACGCGUUGGGUGUUGACAAUAUAGGUGGUAUUUUCGUCGUGCUACUGUGUGGAUUAACGUUCGCCGUGCUGAUCGCCAUUUUCGAGUUCUGCUACAACUCCAAAAGAAACGUAUCCGUUGAACGCCAAAGUAGCCCGCUAGCUCCACCGACGCGUUCAGGCUCUCUACAAGGUCUGCCGGAAAGUACAGUGGCGUCACAGAAUGGUCAGCAGCAGGAGUCUUUGUGCUCGGAAAUGGCCCGUGAGCUGUGUCGAGCGAUACGCUGUCACGCGUCAUCGCGCAGGCGGAAAGCUUGCGAAAAGUGCUCCAGCCAUAUCGUCGGCUAUUCCAUCGACAACACCAUGCCAACGCCGAUCAAUGGGCGGAACAGUUUGGGUCUAGAAAUAUCACCCCACAUCCACAGGCAUCAUCAUUCGCCGGGGCGUCACCACGACUUUGACGACAAUUUGUAACUAAUUUCCGACCAACGACAAAGUUCGUCGUUAGUAGCCCAAUCCAACAACGCUUUGUAUUAUUUUUACCAAAAGAACCACACAGACACAAACACACGUUUUAUAGAAUAUUAUAUCUCUGUAAAUGGCGGCGUUUGUAUAAUGUGCACACUGUUUUAGAACUUAAAGACAGCUGUCGUCAAAAGCAUAGACUUUUGUCAUUUGCACGUGGAAGAUAAGAUAUAUAGCUAUGAAUUUCUACUAUGAGAGAAUAACAAAUGAAAACUGAAUCUCUAGAUGCAAAUUUUAGAUUAUAACUAAUUGUGAUUUUACCAGUUAUUAUCUUCCUGUUGAGUUUCAUUUAGAAUGGUGUUAUAUAUAAAUGAAAAAUGUAUACGUCUGUAUAUAAAUCAAAGAAACUUUGUAUUAUCGGCGAAAACAUUCAGAACCAUUAGUAUUGCUGGAAUGAAACGAAUGUAAAAGAAAAAAAUGGACAAAGUGAAAAAGUAGUUACUCCACGUACGAUUUCAAUGUUUGAUGUCACACAUGCUACCAACGCGUAAAAAGCCUGUACUCGAUGCGAUGCUCAAUGCGCAUCAUUUAGUUUCGGAUGGCGGCACUUUAAUGCAACAAUUUAAAACAUUUUAUUCAUCCUUUUUUUGCAUUGUAUUAUUUACUCUUCAAAAUGGGGUUUACUGCCUCCACAAUAAAAAUGACCUGACUCUCAACUUGCGUUAGUAUUAUAUAUUGUCUUCGGUUGGGCGGAUUUAAGUCCGUAUAAGAUAUAAAAUAUGUAUAUAAAAAGAAAUUACAUUAUCAUAGCCAGCAGUAUUCUUAAGAAUAGUAUUUGUAAAUAUAGAUAUAAUAGAAUGCGUAAGCAGAUGUAAGUUUUCUUUUUUCAACAACUGUUUUGUGUAAUUCCAUUCAGAAAAAUCAGGAACUGAUUUUGGACAAAAAAAUUUCUCCUAUAAUGUUACACUUAUGAAAAUUUUUGUUGAUACGUCUGUACUUUUGCAUUUUGA